CUGAGAUAGAUUUUAAAAAAUAGAUCUAGUAGAUCUAGAUCUACUUUACUUAAGAUUUAGACUCUAGAUCUACCAGUACCAGAGAGUACUAAUUUUAAGAGUCCACUCCAAACUCCAUGCCCCCAGCCCCAGCCCAGGACCAAGAAUCUUUUGCAUUUAUUUGUAUUGACAGUAUUGUGGAUAUAUAUAAACAAUUGCUACAUACAACUCCACUUGAAUCUCUGUCAGUUAGCUGGAGAUGUUCAUGUAAUGAAAUGCAAAUGCUUCUAAAAAAGCAUCUGCCGUCAGGCUCUGUUGGAAUUGCAUUGUAUGCAGAUAUAGAAAGUUCUAGAUCACAAAAGGAGCAAUGUCAAAUCAAAGUAUUAGCAGUAAUGGAAAAUCAGGGAGACAGAGUGUUGGUUUUGAUCUGAAUAGUUUCAAAGUAUCACUUAAUUUUGGAUUUUUAAUUGAGAACCCUUUAACAUCACUUCCAGCUUACUACAGUGCUUGGAACACCCUCACAGAGCAAUUGCCUGAAUUGUACAAAGCAAAGACAGUCAGGGAAGCUGUUCAUCAGCUGCCUUUAUUAGACUACAACCAACUGUCUGGUCACAGGCAGCUCAGAUUGGCCCAUCUACAACUCAGUUUUAUUACUGCUGGCUAUGUGUGGCAAAAUGGGGAUGCUGGCAUUCCAAAAUCCCUUCCAAAAAGCUUGGCAGUUCCUUUCUAUCACAUAUCUGAACUCCUUGGAAUUCAGCCAGUACUAUGUCACGCUAGUCUUGCUCUCGCUAAUUGGAGACUGAAAGAUCCUAAUGGAGCAUUUGAUUUUGAAAAUUUACAGUGCAUUUACCAUAUACCUGGUGGAUACAGCGGUGAUUGGUUCUGUAUCAUUCCCUUCAUGGUAGAGUUUAAUUUUGCUAAAUGCUUAAAGAAUUUUGUAGAGAUUUUGAAUCUGUUAAAUAUUGCUAAAGAAUUAAAUGCAAGAGAUAAAUCAAGGACCACCAUAGAGAACCAGACAGCCUUGCAGUUGGAUGAGGUGACAAAUGUGAUUCAUUUGAUGAAUAAAUCACUUGCAAGAAUGCAUGAUCAUUUGGAUGCUAAAACAUUUUUUAAUGAAGUUCGUCCAUUCCUUGCUGGAUGGGGGGGAGAAGGAACUCCAAUGUCAGAUGGACUUAUUUAUGAAGGCAUCUCGUCUACACCCAUUAAGGCUCUGGGGGGAAGUGCAGCUCAAAGUACAACACUGCAAGCAUUAGAUGGCCUGCUGGGAAUAAGGCACAAAGAAGGUCAAAAAGAGUUCUUAGUGAAAAUGAGAAAUUACAUGCCUCCUGAGCACAGAAGAUUUGUUGAAUACCUAGAAAACAGACCUUAUGGUCUACCUCACUUGGUUGAAUCAAGUACCAAUGAUGUCCUUAAGUCAUCAUACAAUAACUGUAUUACUGCUUUAGUUCAGCUGAGAACAUACCACAUUCAAAUAGUUUCCAAAUACAUUCUUGCAGCAUCAGUGGGAAUGAAUGAAGGCAAUUACAAAAGUCUGGACAGUAAAGGAACUGGUGGAACAAGUGUAAUGCCCUUCCUGAAAGUUGUUAGAGCAGACACAGAAACCAAAUUAAUUGGAUCAAGACAAUCUAAAAAGUUUUCCAAAAUGUCAUGGUUAACCAUAGGUGCAGUUACUGCAAUAGGAGGUGCAGUCAUUUUUGGAGCUGUACAGUUUGUGAAACAAAAGUAAGGUGUUUAUUGAAUCUACACUAAAACAAAAUUGUUAGUGGUUUUUGUUUUUUUUAUUAUUGCUGUGUAUUUAAACUUAAUUCUGCAUUUCAAAUUUUUCUACAAUUUUAAUUUCUUCACAAUAUUUUUACUUUAUGAGAUAACAUAUGUAUGAAUAAAAAAAUGCAGAAAUAAUGCAGUUAUAAAGGUCUUUAAAAGAUUUAUUAAAUGUAGGCAAGUGAAUAAAGUUCUAGACACUUAAUGCCAGAGAGAAAUUUAAAAUGAAAUGUUUUUUAAUUCAAUGACUUAUAAAUUGUAAAAUUUAUUAUUCUUCUAAAUUUUAGCAGUUUUCCGUUUUUUUUCAUCUGUCUAUUAGAACUGAUUAUGAUUUAGGAAAAAUAUAAAUAAUAGCUGUAACAAGCAAAAUAAAAACAAAGCUUAUAUUAAGUGUAAUUGCAUCAAUUAGUUUGGAUCAGUCAUGUAAUUAAAUUUUUAAUACAUCUAGCUAGACUAACAAUAAUAAACCUGUGUGAUUAGAAAUAUUUUUAGAAUAAGUUUUUGUUUUGCGCAAUUUCAUGCUUUUAGCUUUCUCAAUAGCUUUGAUCUUAUCACUUGUCUGGACUUGUUGGAAAGGGGGUGGGGGGUAGAAAGAAGGGGGUAUCUGGGUGAUCACUUUUUAAAUGUAUUUAUAAAAAAAAAGUGAGCAACCUGAAUUCGAACUUAAUUGCUAAGGCCUCCUUCUUCUACCUCAAGCCAAUACGGUAACCACUGUGCCAGGGAGCUGCUUAGGAAUGUGUUUAAUAGUUUUUUACAAACAUUAAAGGGGACUAAUUCAACUUAUACCACCCUAUCAGUCGAGUAAAAUUUCUUUCUUGCAAAACAAAAUAAUUAAUUACCAAUAGUUAAUGGAUUAAUUGGUUGAUUUUUUUUGUUGUGAUUCUUGUGUUGACAUGUAAAAGAAAUAAUUCUGAAAAAUUUCAGCUUGAUUGGGUGUGGGAGAAAUAAGGUGUACUAACUUUAUACAAAACAGAGUGAUUUGAUGUAAGCUUUGUAAAAAAAAAUGAUGUCCACUGUGGUUUGCUAUUGAUAUCACUAGAGAUUCAAAGUUUGUAUUAUUCUGGGUCCUUUCAGGAAAUUUAAUAGAUGUUAAUGUUGUAAUCUAAUGUUCUAAUAUCAAUACCAAGCUACUUUCUCUUAUUGAAAUACAAAAUUCUUGUGACACUAGAUAAUGCCUCCAAGAGAGCUUUACUGUUUAAUUGUUCAUAUUUUUUUUAUAUUGUGCCCUGGAGUUAUAUACAUUUAGUGAUGGUGAAAAACCUGUGACUGUGAAAACAAAAUUGUGAUAAAUCUUUCAGCCCUUUUGGGAAAUCCAUUCUAGUCUUGUUGGUUUUUUUUUUUUUUUUUUUUUUGUAGUGGAGGGAUCCCAAUAAAAAAGAAAGUUUUAUAGCUUUUGUCAAACAUUUAAACUUAAUAGCUUUGUAAACAUGAAUUCAAUAAACCAUUACAUCCCUACCACCCUCUUUGUAAAUUGUAACGCAUUUCAUCAGUAAGAUAUGUUCAUGUUAACUUGCUUAUGCAAGUUUUAUUUAGUUUGUCUUUGACACAUAAAUUAGAUAAAAAGUAUUUAUGUUGUAUUUUUGGUCAUUACUGUUGACAGUAGCUAUUUUUCUGUAUUGAAAGACCUACUUCAAUUGGAUUUUCUCUUUGAUUUAAUUUUAUAUUUUGCAGCAUUAAUUGUAAUGUUACUUUAGUUCUAAAACUUUGUUUGAUCAUAUAACUUCAUUAGAAACUGUAUUAGGUUAAAUAAUGUUUAGGGGUAUAUCUCUAAUGUAGUAAACAAGUUUUUUUUUUUAAACUAUUACAAUAGAUUUUUGUUGUUUUUUUUAACUAUUAGAUUAGAUUUUUUUGGUUAUUUUUUUAACUAUUUGAUUUUUUUUUUCUAACCAUAUUUUAUGUUUAUGUGGAAAAUAUGCAUUGGAAUAUUUAUAAAGCAUUACUAAAUACUACUUUUUUACUUUAUGGCUCAUAUACAAAAUUUAUAUACCUAGGUAUUUAUGUUAUACAUAUGGAAUAUUUAUACUGUAUUUAAAUAUAAUACUUUUUGUUGGGUGGUUCCAGAUUUAAUUAUUAUUAUGUGAUGUAUAUAUUUUACACAAUACCAAUGCAUAUAAUCAAUUAUACACAUUGAUUUCAAUGUUUGUAAAAUUAACUAUUUGUCAAUCAGUGUGAUUAUAGUCCAUAGGCUUACUACCUGCUACCUGCUAAAAUAAAACAUUUAAAAGGGA
This is a messenger RNA of Biomphalaria glabrata, 3968 nucleotides long. Its product is annotated as myoglobin-like. Gene Ontology annotation, biological process: 'de novo' NAD+ biosynthetic process from L-tryptophan. The record is from RefSeq and is a predicted model, not a curated record. The transcript is spliced from 17 exons. NCBI's taxonomy places the organism in Eukaryota, Metazoa, Mollusca, Gastropoda, Planorbidae. Bases 347 to 1705 code for a protein of 452 amino acids. Gene Ontology annotation, molecular function: indoleamine 2,3-dioxygenase activity; L-tryptophan 2,3-dioxygenase activity; heme binding. Gene Ontology annotation, cellular component: cytoplasm.